AUUUUCAUAAUAUGAAUCAAUAUCGAUCAGUAGAUAAAUAUAGGCGAAGUUGACAAUUUAAAUAUGAUCGAAUAAAAUGAAUUUUUGUUUGUACAUCUGAUAAAUCCAAAAUUGUAUUAUACAAACAAUUGGAACAACCGCAAAAUUAUGUUGAUAAAAUCGAUUGAAGUUGGUACGAAGGUGAUAGAUGUUUUGCUGCUUUUACUAGGAUCUGGAAACGAUACAUUUUUUGUAAACUUAACAGUUCGUAAGCACCACUUGUGUAAGGUAGACAACGAAAAGUUAGAUGUCAGACAUUACAAGCCAGCGUCCCACAAGGGAGCAUACUUAGUCCUGCGUACCAUUUAUACUGGUGACCUGCGGGUGACAAAUUUGUCUUCUGACUCCUACUAAAACAACCUCCAACAUCGAAGAACACGUUGAGUUUGUCAAAGGCGGGUGCAAAAAGUGGAGGACAAGACUGAAUGAAACAUUGAAAAAAUAGUCUUACUCUGUAUUGUACUUCACCAAAAUGGUACUUCGGACUACCUAUCAAGCUAGAUGCAUGGAACGAUAUCUAGGCUGCAGUCUGAUAUAGAAUCUUUACACAAGACUUGGACCACAGUCGGUUCGCCGCCAGAAGUAUUCAUACUGGCUACACUAAUGCCCAUAAGUCAGCCUGCAUUACACCUAUGCCCAGGAUGCCCAUUUUCAGCAAGACGUCAUAAAAACAGUGAGUCACUGCCUGGCUUUCGACCUGUAGUACGGACGUACAACAGCUGUCUUCAGCGAGUCGCUCCCUGGGAUUCAACCUGUACGCACGAACAUACAUCAGCUGUCUCCAGCCAGUCGCUCCCUGGGUUUCCGUAUUUAUAUCGUAAAUUGUGAAUUAA
Messenger RNA from Cimex lectularius (bed bug), 872 nucleotides. RefSeq lists its product as uncharacterized. The transcript is spliced from 2 exons. The record is from RefSeq and is a predicted model, not a curated record. NCBI's taxonomy places the organism in Eukaryota, Metazoa, Arthropoda, Insecta, Hemiptera, Cimicidae. Bases 541 to 867 code for a protein of 108 amino acids.